UUUCUCUCUGGAUCUUUCCAUCCUCCACGCGCGCGCGCUCGCUUUGUCCAUUCAUCGACCAGCUUCUACACAUCUUUGACACCAACGACCAAGAUCGCAAUUCUCUACACGAAGAAAACUCGGCGUGCAACGAAACCUGCCCACCAUGUCCGACCCGUUACUCUUCGAGGACACCUUCACCAUCACGGCGAUCAACCAGCAGAAAUAUGACCGCGUGUCGCGCCUGACCUGCACCUCCUCGGACAACUUCACGACCUUCACGCUCGACGUCAACACCGAGCUGUACCCCUGCGUCGUGGGCGAGUCCCUCAACAUGGCGCUGGCGUCGACUCUGUCGCUGGAUGGCAAGGACGACUCCGGGGCUAAGGCGGGCUGGAAGGAGGUCGGCAUGGGCGAGCAGACCCUGGCCAACGACUACGAUUACGUCUGCCACGGCAAGGUCUACCGGUUCGAGGAAGGCUCGACUUCGGGAAACAUGGCUGUCUUCAUCUCCUUUGGCGGAUUGCUGCUCUAUCUUGAGGGCCCUUACAAGAAGCUGGCACCCUUGCGGAUCGACUAUGUCUACCUUCUUCUUAAGAAAUAAGGACAGCAGAGGACGAGAAUCGUCUCUGACGUUUGUCUUUCUGAUUCCCUAGGCUACUAUGGGUUGUAGAAGCGCUCGAAGUCCGAUUAGUAUUUGGGAAAGCGACCAAAAAAAAAAGUCUGAUUGCAUUUGAUUGGGGUCCUUCGAUUGCAGCGCCGGCGUUCGAUUGGUGAAAUUUGGGUAUAAUUGAAAUAGAGAACCACUAAAUUCUAUGACAUGUUGUGUACA
Aspergillus aculeatinus CBS 121060 is the source of this 811-nucleotide messenger RNA. RefSeq names its product DNA-directed RNA polymerase core subunit RPB8. Gene Ontology annotation, cellular component: RNA polymerase III complex; RNA polymerase II, core complex; RNA polymerase I complex. NCBI's taxonomy places the organism in Eukaryota, Fungi, Ascomycota, Eurotiomycetes, Eurotiales, Aspergillaceae. Gene Ontology annotation, biological process: DNA-templated transcription. The record is from RefSeq and is a predicted model, not a curated record. The transcript has 2 exons. The coding region runs from base 146 to 583 and encodes 145 amino acids. Gene Ontology annotation, molecular function: DNA-directed RNA polymerase activity.